Molecule: messenger RNA, 1402 nt
Organism: Trachymyrmex septentrionalis
Lineage: Eukaryota; Metazoa; Arthropoda; Insecta; Hymenoptera; Formicidae
Product: cytochrome P450 4C1-like
Exons: 11
Molecular function (GO): oxidoreductase activity, acting on paired donors, with incorporation or reduction of molecular oxygen; monooxygenase activity; heme binding
Source: RefSeq, a predicted model, not a curated record
ACAAUAUUAACCAACCCAAAACAUAUAAAAAAGAGUUAUAUUUAUGAUAUUUUCAAACCUUGGCUCGGAACUAGUCUCCUCAUUAGUGAAGGUGCCAAGUGGCAUUCACAGCGAAAGAUAUUAACUCCUACAUUUCAUUUUAAUAUACUGCAACGAUUUGUAGAGAUUUUGGAGAAAGAAAGCAAAAAUAUGAUAAAGUCCUUGAAAAAUGCAGAAAGCACAGUUCGAAAGAUAUUAACUCCUACAUUUCAUUUUAAUAUACUGCAACGAUUUGUAGAGAUUUUGGAGAAAGAAAGCAAAAAUAUGAUAAAGUCCUUGAAAAAUGCAGAAAGCACAGUUGUAAAAGAUUUAUCAUUUAUUAGUGAAUACACGCUGAAUGCAAUAUGUGAAUCUGCUAUGGGCACUUCUCUAAAAGAGCUUGGUGAGUUCCAGCAACAGUAUCGAAAAGCAAUUCAUCGAAUGAGCGAGCUUAUUGUUUAUAGAACAGCAAGACAAUGGCUGCACUUUGAUUGGAUAUUCUCAUUGACGCCAAAAGGUAGAGAGCAAGCGAAGAUUCUAAAAAUAUUGCAUGGAUUUACUGAACAAAUUAUUGCCGAAAGAAAACUUUAUCAUGAACGAACUAAUGGUCAAUAUUUGAAAAACUUUGAUAAUGAUACAUCAGUAGAAGGAGAUGACGCAAAAUUGAUUGGAACGCGAAGGAAGGGGCUUGCAAUGUUAGAUCUUCUCAUAGCGGCAUCUCGUGAAGGUCUCAUGACUGAUUUAGAGAUUAGACAGGAAGUUGACACUGUUAUGUUCGGGGGCCACGAUACUACAGCAUCAAGUUUAAGCUUCAUUUUGGCAUUAUUAGCUGAACACAAGGACAUUCAGGAUCGUGUCAGAACCGAAGUCGAUAUUGCUAUGCAAGAGAAUAAAAAUCAAUUAACUAUGAAAUUUUUGCAUGAACUAACAUAUUUAGAAAGAUGCAUAAAAGAAGCUUUGCGCUUGCAUAGUGUCAUAUUUUUUAUAUCACGCGUAUGUGGAGAAGACGUAAAAUUACAAUCAUAUGUAAUACCUGCUAACACCGUCCUGAAUAUUGAUAUUAACGGAGUCCACACAGAUCCCAAUUAUUGGCCAAAUCCAGAGGUAUUUGAUCCGGAUAGAUUUUUACCCGAAAGGACCCAAAAUCGUCACCCUUACUCAUAUAUACCAUUCAGUGCUGGGCCACGUAAUUGUAUCGGCCAACGAUAUGCUAUGCUGCAAAUGAAAAUGAUAGUAUCUUCUUUGAUACAUAAUUUCUACUUGGAACCCGUCGAUUACAUAAAGGAUGUUCGAUUCCAGGCUGAUAUCGUAAUUCGUCCUCAUCCACUUCGUCUACGAUUUGUUCCUGUUUUGCAAAAUUAAUACAAACAAAAAUAGAAACAAA